AUGACAAGUCGUUUUGAAUGUAUACCGAGAAAAAUAAAGAGGAUAACGUCUCACAAGGAUGAUAACUUGGAAUCUAGAAUUCAACAGACUUAUAAUUUUUAUCGAACGAUUAUCCAUCCUUCAAUUUUAAGGCUAAACAAUGAAAAAGGUUAUAAGCAAUUACCUGCUAAAAUUGUUAUCUACCAUGUUUACCAAUAUUAAAACUUUAAAAAUUAAAAUGCAUGAUUUAUUUCAGAGAAGCUCAAUUAUGCAUUGUGGUUAAGUCGAUUAGACAACGAGAGACAUAAAGAAAGACAAAUACAUUUUAUCAAAAUCGUAUUCAUAUCGUUGAAAAGAAAUCAUCCAUUUUAUAUAUUUUUAAAUCCUCCACCCGAAGAUUUAACUGAAUUAAAUUUGGGUGAUGAAAAUACGGUAAUAAUUUACAACUUACAUACAUUCCUAUAAUAUAUAUGUAUAACUUAUACAUAAAUAUUGUAUUUUUUUUAUUAUCAUUAUGAAAUCCAUAAUCGAGUUGAUCUUUUUUAAAAGUAGUAUUCUUUUAUUCUUAGGUGGAAACGAUUGAAAUACUACACAAUAGCGAUACGAAAUAUAGUCUUUUAAACGAUGAAACAAUACUACAAAAAACGAAAUUCAAACGCUUUGCUGCCGUCGCUACAGAUAUGAAUUCGUAUGCCACGGUUAAAAUAUCAAAAUAUCUAGCGCAAUCGUUCUACGUAAUGUCCGAUUUUCCAAUUAAUAUCUGGUACAACCCAACAAAUAUCGCGACACCGAAUAACCUUGAUCAUAAUGACUGGGAACUGUUUUUGAAUCAUUUUGAUAUAGUGUCUAAGUUAGACGAUUUUUAAUUAUAAAUUGGUAAUUGUAUUUAUUCAAUUAAUAUAAUGGUUUGAUUUGUUUUAGGGGUAAAACUGCAAUCAAACAUCAAAAUAAGUAAUUAAAAAAAAAAAAAAUAAAUAAUAAAUGCAAUAUAAUUUUUUAUCAGUAUUUUAAUUGUUAGUAUUCGUUGUUUUCAGUUGUGAAGACAUAAUGAAAUUAGACCAAGUAUCAAAAGAAGGUGCCAAUAGUUUUGUUUGGCAUCCACACAGUGUGCUGAAAGACUGUCACAGACCAAAACGUUCAGCAGGAUUCGAUGAAAUUGAUGUGUUAGUAAUUUUCACAUUGUUAUUUUACUUAGGUUUAAGAGAUAUCACCACUUUUUUGUUUGUUUGUUUCGAACGUUAUACAACAUAUGUAUUCCAUAUUUCCACACUCAACAAAUGCAACUCCUUUGUUGAAUUAAAGGCAAAGGGAUCUAUUAAACAUUUUGUAAAAAAGAGUAUUAACUAUGCGUUGACCGAAUCAUUUUUUAUCGAACUUUCUCCGACAGAGACUAUUGCACUCUAUUGGGUCAGUUGUACAUUAUGAUCAAUCCACGAUAAAACACUCGGAAAGUAUCUAUAUUAUUUUCGGGGGUUCAUUUUUGGACAAUUUCUGUCAUAAGUAGUGUCAAAAUGUUAUAUUACCGUUUUUUUUGUCAUUUUUAUGUUUCGGACUGAAAUCGCUAUCCAUUUUCAAUUUUAAAAAACUCCAUAGGUAAAUCAGGGUUUAGUUUAAAUAAAUUUUGACGUUGAAAUUUAUCAUUUCCGUCAUCCCAUUGACGAUAUAUUCUGUUUUUAAAUUUAGGCAGGGGAAGAGUAGUGAAGCGUAAUAUACCUGGCAGCAUCGUAUGCGACAUUUAAAAAUAUACAUUUUUUAAAGUAGUUCAACUAUAGGGAACUCACGUCCUAUGUCAUCUACACGAAAAACGUAUAUACCAUUACUGUUUGUUCACGUCAUAUGUUAUCUAUAAUAUUCCAUCCGGAAUUUAAAAUGUCAACAAAAAAUAUAAAAUUAAGUUAUAUUUUCGAUAGAAAUUUCGACAUUUUGCAAACGAAUGGACAUGGCCGUAGGUAUAGUCACGCAUACCGAGGUUUAAUUUUAAAUUUGAAACACUAAUUUUAUUACACCAGUAUCGGGUCUUGAUCUGCAGGUUUAUAUUAAACUAAACGAAGUUGGCUCGAGUUGGCCAGCGAAUACGGCAGAACAUUGUAGCGAGUGGACGUCAAUAACUCUGAAAACUUUAAGAACCAUAAUAUUGUCCAAAAUUUCGUGUAUUAUAGACAUUUAUAAUUACGCGAGAAUAUCUUAUUAUACACAGAAACGGCUCCAGAGAUUUGGUUUGGGGGGGGGGGCUAAAUCAUAUUUUUCAGAAAAUAUUCCAUAGUAUAAAUAGUAAAUAUCUCUAAUUACACAGUUUUACGGCGUCCGUAAUAGUCGAUAAUACAAUGUUUUAUUUUAUUAUUUUUAAGUUUUUUCACAAAAAUGUGAGUUUGGAAGUACCACGGUCCCUAGGGCCUCUCUAUAGCCGCCCUAGACGAUACAGAUGUCGUCUAUGACGCAGAUAACACAAUCAACGUUCGUGUAAAAAACGUAUGAAGCGAGUUCAAAUUAUUGUAGUAUAGUAGUGUAUUAUUUAUUAUGAUAAUUCGUUAUUUAUUGUUUUGUUAAGAAUUUCUACAUUAUUAAAAGACUGACAAACUUUACACAAUGGGUGGGCAACUGUUGUUGGUGAGAAGUUAAGAUGGUGGGAUAUAGAGGGGAAUUUAAUAGUUUAAUUUAUAUCUGUAUGCAACAAUUAAAAGUUCCUAACGAAAAACGAUUCUGAGCGGAGUUCGGUUAUACAUGUUUUAAAAAAGCGUAAUAUUUACAAUUGCCGUCAAAAUUGCAUAUUAAAAUUCUUAAAAUAAUUUUACAUUACACACAAAGUUUUUUUUUUUUACCACAGAGUACGACUUAUAAUGAACCACCUGUUUUUGUCAAACAGGAAUUAUUAUACCACUUCAAAUAUAGAAUGUAUAUUAUUGUGUAUUUAAUAAAUAAUCAGUAAUAGGUAGGUACUUGGUUAAGCUAGAUGUCAGCUAUUAUCAUUUGUAUGUUUAUACAUUUUUUAUUCCGAGUUAGUAAAACCAAAUAAUAAAAAUUGUAUUUUUUCUUAAUUAGAAUACAAAAGUAUAAUAUUUACUUUAAAUUUGAAAUAAAUUAAGAAUUACUCUAUCAGAUCCUAUUUCAUAAAUUCCAGAAGUACAUAAUAUUAUGUUUAUCUUUUAUUUUUAGAAACAUAUCAAAUCAACAACUCACCCAACAACAAAUUGACGAAUCCGCAUUUAGUAUUGUACACAAGAAAACAUUUCCUGGUUAUAAGAUACUUAAUCCUAGAAUUUAUUCUACUACACUUAUGCCAAACCCAGAAUUUGUUUUUAACACGACUGGCGUAAAAAUUACUUACAACAAAACGCCUAGAAUUUUAAACAAAAAUGAUCAAAAAGUCCAAGACGAAAAGAGCGCUUGUUUUCCACUUAAGCAACAAAAGAGUGAAAGCAGCUGUGGAAACAACGAUGACAAAACAAAUAUAAAAUCAGUAUGUAAUAGAUCUACACAAAAUUCAAAUAAUUGUCAAAAAUCAUCUAUUAAUACUACCCAAGCACAAACGCCAAGAGUUAAAGCAGGAAACAGUUCCGAUUUGGAACUUAACAAGACGUAUACUUGUAACUUAUCACAUGGCAAUGGCCCUUCUUUCAGUUUAAAGCUAUUAAGCAAAAGUUUAGAUUCUGAAAAUAGCAGAAUGAAACACAAGCUAAGAAAUGUAUCGUGUCACAAUAAACAAUGCCAAGAGGGCAAACAUUUGAAUCAAACAAAUAAUAACCAACCAACAGUAGAAAACGAUCAAAGUAAUGUAUCAAAUUCACAUAGUUCAUUAUUGAAUGAUAGUUCGAAUUACGAAUGGACAAUGUCUAGUAAUGAAAUGUCAAUGGAUCAAAAUACUGUACCGAUUGACACUGGUACAAAUAGAAGUCCACAUCAUCAAUCUCAUCAAACACGUAGAAUGCCAAUGGAAAACCAAAACGACCAACUUUCUAAUGUUAGAUCUAGUAAUCAAAAUUCGAGAAAAAAUAAGAAAUGUCAUAACGACGAGCAUCAUACUUAUCAUGAACAUGGGGAACAAAAAUCUCGCCACAAUAAAACAAAUGUAUCGUCACAUUUAAACCGAACACAAAAUAAAGAAUGUAGAAACGGUAGUAACAGGAGUAAUAAUACAAGUCAACAUCACAAGAUAAGACCUAGAAGUAGUUCUGUACCCAGUUAUUCUAAUAGAGCAUACAAAAAUGGUGAUGCUAAAACAGAGAAGCCACUCUAUGAAAACAAAAACAAUUCACGUCCACCUUAUGAAGAGUCAAACAAAAAUAAAAUUAGCAAUAUAUCUAACGACAAUAUGAAUAAGUCAGUGAUGCCAAAUUUGAAUUGCAAAAGAAACGACACAAUGUGUAGCCCAAGAUACUACGAUAGCUGGGAUAUAGAUGUCGGUAAUUAUUCCGAGUUUUUAGAAAAUUGUAAAUCCAGAACACAAGAUCAAUCAAUGCAAUGCAGAUCUUCAUUAAAUAAGACAUCGAAUUUUCAAAGUGUAUUGUCAGAAUCGUUCGAAAGCACAAGUUCCAGUGACUGGUCUGAAACCUCCAAGUGUGACGCGUUGAACUCCUACAAUAGUUCCGAUUCUCUUUCAACAUUGACUACUACGGGUUCGAGCUCUGAUGAAGAUCAUCAGCCAAAUCGUCCCCCCAUUUAUCCAAUUAGAUCAGAUUAUCGUCAAGAUUUAACUCCAGAUUUAAAUCGUUUCAAUGGUACUAGACGGCUUGAUGGUAUAAAUUUUGAUAAAAGGUUUAACGAAUCUACGAGUAUGGAUUCUGAAGGUUAUGAUUUCACAAACGAGGGAAUUUCAUGUCCGUUUGAUAACACACAACAUCUUGAUAGUCCAAACUUUAAUUUACAUAAUAUCACUCGACGCGAAGAUGAAAUAAAUUACAACAAUACGUUUACUGAAUCCACAGGCCCGGUUUCUGAAGGACAUAACUUCACGAAUGAGGGAAAUUCGCGUAUGUUUGAAAAUUUACAACAAUCUGAUCCCACUGUCAAGUGGCCAAUAUCCGAUCAAAAUUAUCAAGACAUAGAAGAAUUUGAUUUGUCGUAUACGUGUAGUGAUUGGGAACAUCUUAAUUCUGAUGAUGAUUUUUCAAGAAACGAUGUUGAAGAUACAAACAGUUCACAAGCAGUCUACCAACAACGAAGAUUACAAGAUUGGUCGUUCCGCGAAUCAGAUUUAAGAAAUACAAGUAUGCCAGAACUCAGCUAUGACACAAAUUUUUCGGAUUAUAAUGAUUCAAUGGAUGACGAUGAAAGUAGUUUCCGAAAAAAUUAA
Molecule: messenger RNA, 5269 nt
Organism: Cinara cedri
Lineage: Eukaryota; Metazoa; Arthropoda; Insecta; Hemiptera; Aphididae
Source: the annotation of a GenBank genome assembly